Etheostoma cragini (Arkansas darter) is the source of this 3567-nucleotide messenger RNA. RefSeq names its product kelch domain-containing protein 8B-like. The transcript is spliced from 7 exons. Gene Ontology annotation, molecular function: protein binding. The record is from RefSeq and is a predicted model, not a curated record. Lineage: Eukaryota; Metazoa; Chordata; Actinopteri; Perciformes; Percidae. Bases 1189 to 2268 code for a protein of 359 amino acids.
GUGGAAGGAGCGCGAAGGUAACGUCGGUGCUUGUUUGGCUGGAUUCUGUAACUGAACAGGAACACGACAGGACCGCUGUCCACAUGCCGUGUCCGAACAUUUACGCGGAGCUAUGCAGGCGAGCGCCGACGCACCGCUGACUGCGCGUGCCGUGCACCCACCGGACAAAAAGGUUGGAACCCACUAAGAGGCCCUCAUCCUCUCCAAAGCUACCACGAAGCUACGAGACACACAGUUCACAAGGCCCCAGCGUCUCACAGCCAGUCAUAGAACAACGCUCCAGGAUUUGAAAUUCUAGUUUAAUUAAGGGAAGAUUUUUUUUCUUGUUUUAAUACAAGAAGGUCUUGCAGUCAUUACACUCCUGUAGAGUUUCAUCUAAAGACGUUGGUUCAUUUAUAAAAGUUUUUUUCCCCUGUAGGCUUUAUCACCAGGGUGCAAAUAGAACUGCCGAGCUGCAGCUGAAGUGGAAUUUUAGCCCUAAUUAAUUCUCUUUUGGUUUAAAGGUAUACAAGUCUCUGCCAUAAAGGCUUUCAUUUGGAUUAUCAGUGCACUAGUGAAGGUCAGUGUUCCUUAACUCUCUCUCCUCUCGGGUCUUUGAUCCAGUGCCACCUCCUCUUUCACUCCUGACUUUGAGGUUUUUGUGGGAUUAAGCAUUAAGCCCCAGGACACCCUCUUCAAGCUUUUUUUUUUGUUGACCAGGGAUAUAGUCAAGCCAAAAAUUUAACUAAAAUAACCUCCCGGCAGGAUGCAGUGAAGGGGAGAAGAGAGCCGUAGAGAAAGAAAUAGAGAGAAUUGAAGGGCAGAUGGCUUCGCUGCUCAAAAACACCAACAGCCAGAUGAAUAAAACAUCUGAAUAAAGAGGGAGCUGUGACAUCUGGCUGAGGAGUGAGUUAGACACUCUCCUCAUUCCCUCGCUCUUUCUUUUUACCUUUUCUGUCCAUCUUUCACACACUAGCAUCCCUAUCUUUGUCACCCCCCUUCCUUUUAUCUAUUUUUUUUGUGGACGCAGGGGUUCAGACAGUCACUCAAACAGACAGGAACAAGCUUGUGCCUCUGCUUGUUUCUGCUGCUCUCGCUCAGUUUAGUUCCACCUUUGCAAGCUCCCCUCACGCCAUCCCCUGCCCAUUCCUCUUCCUCCUCCCUGGCGUGGUGUGUGAUGCUGUGUCCCCUUCUCCUUGUCCUGGAGACAUGCCUGUGCAGGAGAUGGCGGUGAGUCCUGUCAAGUCCCUGUACUGGGAGCAGUUCCCCCCAAUGUCGCAGCGUCGUGUCUACUGCACUCCCGUCUACCACGAAGGCCUGCUUUACGUGCUGGGGGGCUGCAGCGAGACAGGCGCGCCCCUGGAUAGCGUUGAGGUCUUGGAUGUGGAGAGCCAGACGUGGAGCCAGCUUCCACCGCUGCCCACUGCGCGGGCGGGGGCCUCGGCCGUGGCCUUGGGGGGCCAGGUGAUGGUGCUGGGGGGAAUGAACCAGCAGCAGACCCCACUGGCGUCCGUGGAGAUGUACCACCCCGACGAGGGCAAGUGGGAGACGAAGGCCAGCCUGGGUCAGCCGUCCAUGGGAGUCACAGCUGUGGAGAAAGAUGGAAAGGUGUAUGCGCUGGGAGGUAUGGGAACCGACACAACGCCACAGGCCCUGGUCAGGGUUUAUGACCUGGAGAAGGACCAAUGGCAGCCGAUGACCUCCAUGCCCACGCCGCGGUACGGAGCCACGCCCUUCGUAAGAGGAAAUAAAAUCUACGUGAUGGGUGGUCGUCAGGGAAAGAUGCCGGUGACGGCGCUGGAGGCUUUUGACCUUGAUAUGAAGAGCUGGACACGUUACUCCUGCAUCCCAAGCCGGAGGGCCUUUUCCUGCUGCGCUACCAAUGAGCGAAGUCUCUUCAGCCUGGGGGGCCUCCAGCAGCCGGGGCCGCAUAACUUCUACUCCAGGCCUCACUUUGUCAGUACCAUGGAGGAGUAUGAUCUGGAUCAAGGCAUCUGGAUCAAACCCAGCCGAACAUCCAGGAUGAGGGAGAAGAGGGCUGACUUUGUGGCAGGAUGCCUGGGCGGAAGGGUAAUCGCAGCUGGUGGUCUAGGUAAUGAACCAUUGCCGUUGGGCACGGUGGAGAGCUACAACCCUGUGAAGCGUCGCUGGGAGUAUGUGGCGCCAAUGCCCACUGCACGCUGCUCCUCUGCCCUUCUGCAGACAACCAGCAUGCUCUUUGUCAUCGGCGGAGUCGCCCAGGGACCCAGUCAUGCUGUGGAAGCCCUCUGCUUACCGGAAACAGUGUGACACAUGCACACACGCUAACACACACACACACACACACACACAGGAGUGCUAACCGGCAUUGAUAUUUUAUUCUUGUGUGUGCAUGAACACAGACGAAAAUUGGACGUGAAUUGGACCCACAGGUGACAUUUAGAUACUUUUCUACCUUUAUGUCAAACUGAUGGUUUCCUAUUGUACACUUGGAUAGUAAAAACCAUUUUUGACAUUCUACAAGCAUUUUCAACUGCAGAGGCAUGUUGUGACAGAGAUGGACGAAUACAAGUUUAAAGUGAGGACCGAACACUGAAAGCUUUUCUACACUGGGGAAAUCAGAGAGAAAGAAAAGAAUGAGCAAAAAACAGACACACACACGGUGUCUGAAGAAACAACACGCCUUUGAACUGUUGAGUAUUUUUCAAAAGCAGGGUACUUUUAUGGAUAUCAAAGGAAGAUAGGGCCAUAUCUGUAUCUCUUCUUUGCGGCAGCGUCGCUUUCCCUGCUGCUGCGUCAGCAGGCUCGGACACUUUUCUAUGACCUUCGGAACAGUUUCAGACAGUGUCAUUCUGGGAAUGUGUAUGUCUGUUGUAGUUCUUCUGUUUGUGUUGCUGUGUUGUAUAUGUGUGAAUGUUAGCGCUGCUAGCAACCACAGUGUCAACAACAGUGGCCCUUGACAUGCGUUCACACUUCAAGCAACUGCUAGUCGGAAGCCCAUCUACUGUAUUUUCUAAACCAGUGUAGCAUUAGCUGACGUUGAACACAGUCACUGUGUUUCCUUUAUUUGUUGUUUCAGAAAAGCUGACUGUGGUCGGCGCCUCGUUUUGCUACAUAUCUAUCCACCAUUGCUUUAAUAUUAGUGCCACAGCAAUCAAUCCCAAGGCUCAAACGGUCCUUCACACUGUAGCACAAGGAUGUAGUUGCUCGUGGAGUGAAUGCAGAUUUCCCUUACACCGGCUGCACUGAAGCAUCCAGACAGAUUAACCUGAAAUCAGCCUCCUGACAUAGUAUAUUCCCCUUGCUUUUUAAGAUUGAUAGUUAUACAUUAACGUCAGUCAGAUGAUGGACGAAAUGGGAAGAGCAUCUCAAAGGGAUGAUACCUGGGCAACAUUUUGAAGUCAGUGUUUGACAAGUUAGUGGAAACAUCUAGUCAUCACAGAUUAUAUGUUAUUCUUUUAAGUGUUUUGUAUUAUAUUACUUAACUAGUUAUUCAAAAGAAAAAGUAAUUGGUUGUAUUAAGUUACCCAUCCCAGCUCUGUCAAAGGUGCCUUUAAACAACUCCAAAGCCUCCACACCCGCAUGUCAAACAGACUGUCUUUAACGUGU